Messenger RNA from Scatophagus argus, 1375 nucleotides. RefSeq names its product serglycin (gene srgn). The transcript has 4 exons. NCBI's taxonomy places the organism in Eukaryota, Metazoa, Chordata, Actinopteri, Scatophagidae. The record is from RefSeq and is a predicted model, not a curated record. Bases 117 to 590 code for a protein of 157 amino acids.
CUUCACAGGGGGAGUUUGACUGUCGGAGACAUUAACCACGCCAAAGAAGUUCACACUUUGAACAGGAGUAGCGUUUUAUUUUGUUGCUGUUUUGCUAAAGAAAUACAAUCCUGAGGAUGAAGCUCUCUCUAUUCGUCGUUAUCUCCUGCCUCGCCUUACAUAACGGAAAUGGAGCACCUACAACUGCUGUGUAUAAGUUUGUGCGAUGUAAUCCUGAGGGCGACCAGGCCAACUGUGUGACUCUACAAAGUCCAAAAAUGGCAUGGAGUCCAGAACUACCAAGCAAACUGCCUGCUUCAACAGCACAGUAUCUAGAGGCUGAGCCCGUGGAGGAGGGAGAGGAGGAAGCAUUGAGGCCAAAUGAAGAGGGCGAGUCACCUGAGACUGUCCAGUCUGAGGAUGGUUCUGGAAGUUAUGAAGGCUCUGCAGCUUACCUUGUGGCAGACCAAGCCUUUGAAAGUGAGACAGGCUCAGGCGAGUCCUGGACAGAGAAAGAUGCAGACCUAAACCAAGGUGGGGAAACGAUGGCCAUGAGUGGCGCAAAACCAACAGAGGAGGAUUUGAAAGAAGAAAACCUUUUGGAGCUGUAGACUGACCCACCCACCCCCACACACACAUACACACACACACACACACACACACACACACAUACACAUAUACACAAAGCUAACUAAAUCUAUCUUAUUUCCACUCUGUCUGUUCAAGUGGUUAAACAAAUGUAUCAUCACCAUCUGCUGGUGGUGGAAAAGCUUGGCUGCCCAGGGAUUGACAAAGGCUAACUUUGUAUCCAUGUUGCUCUUGAUGGAAAAAGAACAGCUGUAAACAAUGAAAAAGUAACUGUCAGAGGAAAAGAACAGCCUGCAUACACGAGACAUAUACACACACAGUUUAAGUUGGCAGUGACUUGUGUCUGUGCUUUCUUUUGAAAAGGAUGUCUAUGUUUGAAUAUGCUUUUUAAUAUAAAAUCUGAAACAUGCUUUCAAAUAGUUGGAAUACCAGUGCAAUAAGAUGAUGCCAUGAAUUGGUCCCUCUGUACAGCUGUGGUUCCAAACAUUUCUUCGUAAGAGGCCUGUGUUUCUUUAAGGCACACAAAAGACUUAUUUAUAUUAUUUGAUUGCUCAAAUGUCUCAAAUCUUGUGCCACAUAAUACUUAUCCAGGGAGGUUAUUCAACCUACUUUGGGAACUUCUGGUCUGCAGCAUUUAUUAAAAGAAUCUUGCAAACCCAUAUCCCUCAGGAAUGGAUUCAUGCUAUCCUAACUGUGAACUGGAACAUAUUCAUAAUAUGUAAUGUGCAAAUGCAUGCUUUUCAACAGGUUCUGCAUUGUCCAAUUUGCGUUUGAAAAUACUUAUAUCAAUAAAGGAUUUAUAACAACA